UGGUGAGAGAAGAUUAAGGAGAGUAGUAUAUAAUGUAUCUACAAAAAUAAUAUGCCUAGAAAAUACGCAUCUUUUGUUAUCGAUUCUAGGCAUCUUAUCAAGAUCCCACAACCACUCCUUAUAUCUUCACCAUUCUCAAUCCCUUUACCUUAUUCUUCAAUUCAUUCAUUCUUCCUCUCAAACACAAUCCUCAAACCAAAACAAAAAAAAACAAUGAAUGUCUUGUUAGAUUCCAACGUUGAGGCUUUGGCUUUCAACUACUUGAACUUCGGUUUGGUCACAGCUCUCAACAAUUUAUGGACCUGGUUGGCUCUUCUCACCGCCGCUCUCAGCUUCUGGAAGAUUCGCUCUUCGGGUUGCCCUAAAAUUCAAGACACGGUUUCGGAAAAAUCCGACACGGGAGUCGAACCGUCGUUGUUAUCGUUUGAAGAUGUAACAGCAUCGAAAACUGAGAAACCUAGGAAAAUGUUAAACGAGGUUUGUAAUGAUGAUGAGGAUGUUGAUGGUGUGAGGAAGGGGAAGUAUACGGUGUAUUACGAGGAAGACAUGCAAUGCGGAGGCGGAGAGAGUGGUGGUGAUUGCUGUUACGGGCUGUUGCCGGUGGCGGAAGGGUGGGAACGGGAAGAUGAGAGGGAGUGGUGGAAACGGUGGGAGGAGGUGUUGAGGUUGAGAAAGGGAGAGAAUGAGAAUGGGUGGUACACGUGUCAAGAUUUGAUUGGGUUGAAUGGCAACGUGGUGAAAAGAUGGGACGGUGGUUUAACGUUUGUUGGUGGUGGUAUCACAGAGGAAUCAUCAUGGUACAGAUCCAGCUGUAUGUUGGAUUUUGUGUCUGAAAAAUGAUAAUUUAUGAGAAGAAAAAAAAUAAAGUAGAAAUAAAUUUUUUUUUUAAUAUUAGGUGUAGUUAGUUAGGUUAUGUCGUGUUUGUUUCUGUUGGAUUAAUAAUAGUUUCUCUUCAUUAAGAUUUGAGAGAGAUUAUUUAGAUUUGUUAUUUGAGAAUGUAUAUAUGUGGGUAAGUGCGAUUUGAUCAAUUUUGUUGUUGAUUACAACAAUUUUAUCAUAA
Molecule: messenger RNA, 1060 nt
Organism: Vicia villosa (hairy vetch)
Lineage: Eukaryota; Viridiplantae; Streptophyta; Magnoliopsida; Fabales; Fabaceae
Exons: 1
Coding region: 52-840 (262 amino acids)
Source: RefSeq, a predicted model, not a curated record